CUCUGAUCCUCUCCCCAACCCCCAACCUCCCUCGCUCACCAUGCGGACCAUAGAUGCCCUUCCAUACGAGCUUCGAAGAGGAAUUGCCAUUCUGGUCCUAAACCAUUCCUGGCAUGACCUAGCUUCUCUCAGUCGAACAAGUGGCACCUGGUACACCAUCGCCGUUCCUGAGCUGUACCACGAUCUCAACCUCAAGUUUCACGACUGCUCCAGCUUCUUCAGUAUCAAUGGCGAAAUACCUGGUCAGCCCAGCUGUCUUUAUUCAAAGCUCGGCCAGCUCAAGACAGCUUCCUGCAGGCUGAUCUGACCACAAGCGACGCUCGUGCCUUUGAUUCGUGGCUCGACCACUAUCACGAGGAG
Aspergillus japonicus CBS 114.51 is the source of this 360-nucleotide messenger RNA. RefSeq lists its product as uncharacterized. Bases 41 to 307 code for a protein of 88 amino acids. NCBI's taxonomy places the organism in Eukaryota, Fungi, Ascomycota, Eurotiomycetes, Eurotiales, Aspergillaceae. The record is from RefSeq and is a predicted model, not a curated record. The transcript is spliced from 3 exons.